AUGUCAGGAAAUCAGGCACGACUUAGACAGGGUAGGGAGACCCAAAUGACAUCGGCUCGACACGAGCGUGUUGCACAGUUAGUAGCGACACGAGGACGGGGUCGAGUACGAGUACUCGUCCAAAUGGAUGAGGCGCGAACAGGUUCCUCAUCUGGAUUGAGGAGUAGGCUGCCUCAAGUGUCUUCUUCGCGUGAGGUUGACGAGGAUGUGGUGGAAGAACAUCAGGAGGAGGUGAAGGCGCCUGAGGAGGAGGGUGUACGCAGGGAGGAGGCUCAGGGUGAUGAGGAUGAGGGCUACCCGGGAGGGCCUUCGGACACAUCUCGAUUGAUAUGGUACCAUGAGCACGUCGCUCGACGUGUUUGGGAGGGAGAGAGGGCGGCCAUAAAAUCUGUUAACCAUGCGCGGAAAAUAUUUGAUAUCGAGAUACCGGAGGCUCAGUGGUUUAGCGAUGUCGUAGUUGUCUCCGGUCUUAGCGGGUUAUACAUGAUCGGAUAUGGUAGUGUUAGCCACAGAAUGUUGGGGGCAUUCUUCAAAAGGUGGCACAAGGAGACAUCGUCUUUCCCCCUUCCUGUUAGGGAGUUGACGAUCACCUUCUACGACGUCGCCUUUCUGCUCCACCUACCGAUCAGAGGGAGGCUGCUGGACCAUUCUCACAUACAGUGGAUUGAGGCCAUCGAGUGGAUGGUGGAUUUUCUAGGCAUGGACCCAUUUAUGGCCGAGAGGGAGUGCCAAGCAACGAGUGGGGAACUUAUCCGGUUCUCCAACCUAAGAGAGUUGUACGAGGACCAUUUGGUGGCGGCAGCUGAGGUUGAGGAGGAGGGUGACGCUUUUUAUGUUGAGUACCACCGAUGCAUCACUUUACGGUGUUGGUUUAUGUUCUUGGUUGGCACGAUGCUUUUUGUGGACAAAAGUGCCAACUAUGUGGACAUGACCUACCUCCGGUACUUUAUAGAUUUGAGUCGAGUGCAGGAGUGGAACUGGGGAGGCACUAUUCUGGGAUGGAUCAUCUCAUACUUCUACCGCAUCCACGGCUACGAAAUUAAUCCUGUGUACACUGACGCUAUGCCUAGGGCCGCACGAUACAUCCUCCAAAGGGGGAAUAAUAAGGUGGGCCCAUAUCGCGUGUACCUCAACCACAUUGUUCACGAUGACAUCCAGUGGACGCCCUUCAUUGGUUACGGUGAUGUUAUCCCCUUCGACCGCAUCAGAUUAUAUUUCGGAUGGUUGCCAUCUAGGUCCAACACCAUGGUCAAAUACUUGCCGGAGCAGUGCAUGCGACAGUUUGGGCAUGUGCAGAUGAUUCUGAAAUCGCCAUUCCAUGUUGCUCCGGACACCGUUACUAGUCGAGAGAUCGCUGCUAUAUUUGAGGAUUGGGCGCAUCAUUUAGUUCUGAAGGAGUAUCGGAGUAUGGUGGCCACCAAGAGAUGGCACUGCGUGGAUGGUUAUGUGACAUGGUUUUAUCGGGUGUCACAUCCUUUGGUGACACCCGAUGCUCCUGGAGAUCCACCUAGGCCAUCACAUGAGGAGAUCUUGGAGAACCGGCAGGCCGAGGAUGACCAAGCCACUGAUAUCCUACCGGUAUGCCAGCGGAUAUAG
Messenger RNA from Vicia villosa (hairy vetch), 1596 nucleotides. Its product is annotated as protein MAIN-LIKE 1-like. The transcript has 3 exons. Bases 1 to 1596 code for a protein of 531 amino acids. Lineage: Eukaryota; Viridiplantae; Streptophyta; Magnoliopsida; Fabales; Fabaceae. The record is from RefSeq and is a predicted model, not a curated record.